AUUUAAUCGGAACUAAAUUAUCAAUACCUUGACGUUUGGUCGGCCGUUCCUCUCGUCAGCAAACGGCGAGGAGAAAUCGCGCAAUUUGCGCACUGAAAUCGUCACCAUCCAUUUCUGGCAUCGGUUGUGCAGUGAAAGGUAGCAACGGAGUACCUCCAGCGAAAGAUAUCUGUGCUCUACAGACGAGCGAGUGCGCUGCCAAGUGAUUCGUUACCAGGCACGUAAAUCAGUGAAACAAUGGCCAGCAACGAACAGAAGGCGCAGCAGUUGAUAGCCGAGGCGGAGAAGAAGCUCACCUCGUCAAAGGGCUUCUUUGGCAGUUUAUUCGGUGGAUCUGCAAAAGUAGAAGAUGCAGUUGAAUGUUAUCAACGCGCGGCGAACUUGUUCAAGAUGGCCAAGAAUUGGACGGCUGCAGGAAGCGCUUUCUGUGAGGCUGCCAAUUUGCAUUCGAAGGCUGGGUCUCGCCACGACGCGGCCACUAAUUACGUUGAUGCUGCCAAUUGUUACAAGAAGAGUGAUGUUGAUGAGGCUGUCAAUUGUUUGAUACGUUCUAUCGAAAUUUACACUGACAUGGGCCGCUUUACAAUGGCAGCCAAACACCAUCAGACUAUCGCCGAGAUGUAUGAGGCUGACAGCGUCAACUUGGAGCGUGCAGUCCAGCACUACGAACAGGCGGCGGACUACUUCCGCGGGGAGGAGAACAACUCCUCCGCAAAUAAGUGCCUCCUGAAGGUGGCUCAAUACGCUGCCCAACUGGAGAACUACGACAAAGCCAUCUCCAUUUAUCAGCAGGUUGCGCAGGCGUCGCUUGAAUCAUCACUGCUUAAAUACAGCGCCAAGGAGUACCUCUUCCGUGCCGCACUCUGCCACCUCUGUGUGGACGUGCUGAAUGCGCAGCACGCAAUGGAGAAGUUCGUCCAGAUGUAUCCUGCUUUCCAGGACGCGCGCGAGUACAAGCUGCUUCAGACACUUGUAGAGCACAUGGAAGAGCAAAACGUCGAUGGUUUCACCGAGGCAGUCAAGGACUACGAUUCCAUCUCGCGCCUCGACCAGUGGUACACGAUGAUCCUGCUACGCAUCAAGAAGACGCUCAACGACAACCCCGACCUGCGCUGAGCGCCGCCCAUCGCCCACCACGUCUACGUCUCUAGUCAGGUGCAAUUGAAUCGUUUCGCAUGGCGCUCCGUAUUUGUUAUUGUUGCGGUUUUGUUUUCUCUUCAACCUAACCUCUAAGCAACACUGGUUGCGUACGUUAAGUUUGGUUAUCGAUUCGGUUAAAGCACAUUCCUUUUACUCUUAAGUCUUCAGUUAAAAAAGAAAACAUGCCGGACACGCGAGACGGACGAAACUUGUUGUCAUAUUUGUAGCUUCGUAAGUAAUCAGUAGGUUUAUACACACAACAACAUACUCUCACACACACGAUGACGACGACGAUUUAUCUACUAUUCAGAUUGUAACAUAACCAAACUCUAAAGCUAAUUCUUAGCGUAAAAACGCAUGUAAACAAGGCAAACUAAACAGAAUUCAUAAUGUAAACGGUAAGCGCUAUCUCACUAUCGGCAUAAUCAGUCGGUGUGUGGCCGACGCAGGCAUGUCCGCAGUCUUGCAAUGUUAGAUAAUAAAACUAAGACGGAGGGGUUUUUUCGCGAACGGGUUCGUGCUGAGUAAGGAUGCAUACAUAUGUGUUGGUUUUUAAAUAUUAUGUACGGUAUAGGUGACAAGGAAAACAACAAUUACAACUCUUAUUAUUAAGAUAUGAUUACGAAUAUUACAAUUAUCAAACUUAAUUAAUAUAUCGUUAAUUGAAGAAA
Molecule: messenger RNA, 1811 nt
Organism: Dalotia coriaria
Lineage: Eukaryota; Metazoa; Arthropoda; Insecta; Coleoptera; Staphylinidae
Gene: alphaSnap
Product: Alpha-soluble NSF attachment protein
Exons: 3
Coding region: 238-1116 (292 amino acids)
Biological process (GO): SNARE complex disassembly; intracellular protein transport
Cellular component (GO): SNARE complex; vacuolar membrane
Molecular function (GO): syntaxin binding; soluble NSF attachment protein activity
Source: RefSeq, a predicted model, not a curated record